AAUGGGGAACAGUGUAUCUACUACAACAGAUUUAUCUAAUGUUGCUACUGCUAACCAAAUACAGGAAACUAUCACGGACAAUUGUGUAGUGAUCUUCUCAAAAACAACCUGUUCCUAUUGCAACAUGGCAAAGAUGUUGUUUCGGGAUAUGAACGUGAACUACAAAUCCGUAGAGCUAGACACAUAUGAAAACGGAAAUCAAUUUCAAGAUGUUCUUCACCGAAUGACUGGUGGCAGGACAGUUCCCCGAAUAUUUAUCAAUGGAACCUUCGUUGGAGGGGCCACAGAUACUCAGAGACUCCACCGGGAGGGCAAGCUUCUUCCUUUAGUGCACCAAUGUCAAAUUCAAAGAUCAGGAAGCUCAGAACAACCAUGUACCUUUCCUUAA
This is a messenger RNA of Euleptes europaea (tarantolino), 388 nucleotides long. RefSeq names its product glutaredoxin 2 (gene GLRX2). The record is from RefSeq and is a predicted model, not a curated record. Lineage: Eukaryota; Metazoa; Chordata; Lepidosauria; Squamata; Sphaerodactylidae. The coding region runs from base 2 to 388 and encodes 128 amino acids. The transcript is spliced from 3 exons.